Messenger RNA from Paramuricea clavata, 2068 nucleotides. The record is from the annotation of a GenBank genome assembly. NCBI's taxonomy places the organism in Eukaryota, Metazoa, Cnidaria, Anthozoa, Malacalcyonacea, Plexauridae.
AUGCUGAGAAUCGCUGUAGUGGGAAUUUUAUUGCAGCUUGUUCUGCAAACUGGUAUUGCAGAAGCAAUUUGUUGUGAUGAUAUCAGAUCUGAUAUUGAAAACCGAACCGUUGCUUACAACGUAUUAUGUGGCAAAGGUGAUCCACACCUGGGGAAUUGCUGUCGUGUUAUAGAACAAGAUCUCCGCAAGCAUAAACUCUCUUACAAAACGCUGUGUCCAAACCAAGGUAAAAUAUCGAGAUUUUUAUACACUGUUUCUUUUUGUUUAUCCCUUUUUCUUUUCAUUGCUUUAAAGUAAUAUGUUUAAUACAGAGUUUUUAAUUGCGCGUUUUAUGUUUGUAAUUGUUGCAUGAAUUGCAUUACGUGAAAAAAUUUAAUUUUAACUAGAACUUUUAUUAUUUUUUAUAGAGAUGGAUCAUUGUCAGUCCAAUCCAUGUCACCCCAAUGCUAUUUGUGUCAGCCAUUCUGAUUCCUUCACGUGCACUUGCAAAACUGGUUUUACAGGUUCAGGACUGGAAUGUACAGGUACUAGUCGAAAACGUUUAUUGUUGGUCGCGUUUCAACCUUUUGAUUUGAGAAAAGCAGAUAAAAUUAUAAUAAAUAGUAUUGGACAAAAAAUAUGAUAUUGAUUCAAUUUCAGAUAUCGAUGAAUGUGUUUAUCAACAAUGUGACGUCAAUGCAAUUUGCAACAAUACUUUUGGCUCGUUUUCUUGCACUUGUGACUCGGGGUAUAUGGGCGAUGGUAUGAACUGCACAGGUGAGAUAUGGAACGGUCUAUAUGUAUUAAAUGUAUAGUAGGAUUGUAUCUAUAAGAUAUAUAGAGAGCCACGGACGUGAAAUAAUAUGAAGCAAAGACUGACAUUGCCAUUCAACGUUCGGAGAACUUACUCCAAUAAAGAAAUAAAAAUAUUUCAAUAUGACGAUAAACAUUCAAAUCUUUGUAAAACCUCCUCUCCUUUCUGGGUUUUUUCUUACAUAGUUAUUCCAAGUAGUUGCGCUGAUCUCUAUAAAUCUGGAGUGAGAUAAGAUGGUGUCUACACCAUUGAUCCUGAUGGCAUGGGACCAUUCCCAGUCAGAUGCGAUAUGACGAGAGACGGAGGUGGAUGGACGGUCUUCCAAAGAAGACAGGAUGGAAGUGAGGAUUUUUAUCUUGGAUGGUCAGAUUAUAAAGCUGGCUUUGGUGACUUGGAUGACGAGUUCUGGUUGGGGUUGGACAAAAUAUAUCGUUUGUCCAAAUCUGGCCAAGAUGUUUUAAGAAUUGAUUUGAUGGAUUUCAAUGACGCUCAACGUUAUGCUAAAUACGGAACAUUCAGUGUGGCUGAUGAAAAUGACAAAUAUAGAUUGAACGUUGCCAGUUAUUCAGGUAAAUUUAGACUAUCCAGACAAUGAAACAUACCUAUAAGUUUUAUAUGACUAAUACUAUACUUAAAAAAUGUGAAACGUAAAGUUUUUAUACACUAAAGUGUCUUGCGGAAGAUUAAAACAUUUUGGCAAUCGGAAACAACCGAAUAUAGUUAAAUAAUUAAUAUGUUUCGAAAUUAAACAACACUGGUAUGAAGGAGUUAUAAAAUGUCAUCAUUCUCAAAUAUGCCAUAUUGAGUAGGGAAGUUAACCUCAUAAAAAACCCAGUUUGGUUACAAAGAGUUACAAAGGAGUUUUGACGUUUUUAACCAUUUUUCUCAAUUUUUCUUAAAAAGUGAAAUUGUCUGGUGAAUUAAUAGAGUAAAAUACUGUAAAACAUAGACUGAAAUUUAUUAUACUUUUUUGAAAUGUUACUUAUCACGUAUAUGAUUUUGUUAAUUUUUUUCUUAAAAGGUGACGCAAGUGAUUCCCUUGAUUAUCACAAUCAAAUGCAGUUUUCUGCCAAGGAUAGUGACAAUGAUGUUGAUAGCAGUCAUUGUGCUACCGACUAUAAAGGAGCUUGGUGGUACCGUAGCUGUCAUCAUUCCAACCUCAAUGGUCUGUACCUGGGAGCAGGUCAGACAAGUGGUACCGGAAUGAGAUGGGGUACUUGGCAAUCUUAUGUUAUGAAAAAGACAGAGAUGAAAAUACGUUCUAAUCUGUUUUAA